Fusarium keratoplasticum is the source of this 1143-nucleotide messenger RNA. RefSeq names its product TauD domain-containing protein. Gene Ontology annotation, molecular function: oxidoreductase activity. The transcript has 5 exons. The coding region runs from base 1 to 1143 and encodes 380 amino acids. The record is from RefSeq and is a predicted model, not a curated record. Lineage: Eukaryota; Fungi; Ascomycota; Sordariomycetes; Hypocreales; Nectriaceae.
AUGGCAUCUUCCAUAGCCGGGCCCAUCAUUGGCCUAACCCCAGUUGUUGGGCCAUCUUUUGCGGCCGCUGGCUGUGCGAAUCGCGUGGCAGAUGCGCCAGCAGGACUCCCCGAGGGGUGGCCACGGACUCUCGAUGAAGCCAUGGCUUGGACUGGUAAUCAAUUCGCGGAUGAGUCGGACUACAUCCACACUCUGAGUGAGUCGGAUCUGCAGGAAGCUGAGAAUGCUCUGCGGGUCUUUAAAGCGCUGGGCCUGGACGGAGAUCUCGUCUCUCGAGACAACUUUCCCCUUCCCACCCUCGGCCCACGACUGGACGAAAUUCGCCGAGAUGUCCAUGAUGGCAAGGGUUUUGGCGUUAUCCGCGGCCUGGAUCCACACAAGUACUCAAUCGAGGAUCUGACGGUCAUGUACCUUGGCAUUCAGUCGUACAUUGCGAAUCGCCAUGGUCGACAGGACCGAAAAGGCAACAUGCUAGUUCAUAUCGUCGCCGACAACUCAUCCAAGCUCAAGGCCGGUCACCAUCGUCAUUCUACAUCUCCCAUUGAAGCCGGCGACGUUGUCAGCUGGCUCACCCGAAGCACCGCGGCGUCGGGAGGCAAAUGCAUCAUUGCUUCGGCCUACACCGUCUACAACGUCCUGGCAGCCAGCCGCCCCGACAUGAUUCGCACGCUGGCCCGAUCUGACUGGCCGUUUGCCAUUCCCCGUUUCCAGUGCAGACCGGUCCUCUUCCAUCACGAGGGAAGAGUCAUUAUGAACUUUGGCAGAGUGGCGCUCACGGGAAAUGCCGUCCACCCACGCUCGGCGAACCUCCCGACCGUUACGCCGCGACAGAUGGAGGCCCUCGACGCCAUUGAGGCCAUCGCCAAGGCAGCUCAGCUCGAGAUCGGCACCCAGGCCGGCGACAUUCACUUCAUCAACAACCUGGCUGUCCUGCACCGACGGGAAGGGUUUGUCAACGGUGAGGCGCCCCGGGAGCGUCGACACCUGGUCCGCAUGAGGCUUCGGGAUGAUGACCUUGGUUGGGAGCUUCCCGCCGAUCUGAGACAGGAGUGGUCUGCCGCCUUCAACCAAGAGGCUCCCAAGAUCUGGCAUCUUGAGCCCAUGCCCGACGGUUUCUUUCCGCUCCGGUCUCAGGCCAAUUGA